CAUUCUAGACAACAAGAUGAUUCUCUUUACGAUCAUAACGCUGAUUUUCUUUAUGGGAAACACUAAAGCAGAACCAACACGAGGAAAGGACUGCGCAUCUGCGGUUACAUUUUAUGGUGAAACAGCUAAUAAAGUCGUUGGGUUACUCUCUGACAAUUGUGCAUGCAAAACAGUCAAAGAAAAACCACCAAAGAAUGAAGAUGAAGAUGAACCCCAAUCCUCAUGCACAGUAACAAGACCAAGUGACUGUGGUGACCUUGACAAUUCAACUUGUAAAAGUGGAAUUUACAAGAUCUUUCCGGACAAAACGUCUGGUUUCAAGGUUUUCUGUGAAAUGAAGAAACAUGGCGGGGGUUGGACUGUUUUUCAACGUAGAAUGGAUGGAAAGACGAAUUUCUACAGGGACUGGGACUCUUAUAAAGAAGGAUUUGGUAACCAGAAUGGAGAAAUUUGGUUGGGUAACGACCAUCUUCAUCAACUGACCUCUCAAGGAAAGUACAAACUUAGGAUUGAUAUGGAAGACUUCGAAAACAACAAAAAGUUUGCUCUUUAUGAGAAGUUUAGCGUUGGUAGCGAAAGUUCCGGUUAUAUCUUGGAUGUUAGUGGUUAUUCUGGCGAUGCAGGAGAUUCAAUGACUUACCAUAAUGGACAGAAAUUCUCAACAAAAGAUAAGGAUAACGAUAAAGGUGGCGAGGUAUGUGCAGUGAAAUACACAGGAGCCUGGUGGUAUAAUGCAUGUCACUUCAGCAACUUGAAUGGUUCCUAUCUGAAAGGGUCACAUAAAUCAUUUGCUGAUGGAAUCGAUUGGAAGACCUGGAAGGGGUAUCACUACUCACUGAAAGAAACAGUUAUGAUGAUCCGCAAAGCCUAGAUAGCUGAAUAU
Molecule: messenger RNA, 883 nt
Organism: Mytilus trossulus (common blue mussel)
Lineage: Eukaryota; Metazoa; Mollusca; Bivalvia; Mytilida; Mytilidae
Product: microfibril-associated glycoprotein 4-like
Exons: 6
Coding region: 17-871 (284 amino acids)
Source: RefSeq, a predicted model, not a curated record